ACUGUCACUCUUAAAAUAUGCCCAUUGGGUUACAUCUGAAUCAAUCAAGCCUACACAUUUGAACUGUUUCCCAGAUGCAUGUUGCGCAAUUCCUUCCCUGCAGCCACAGACACAUUUUGACAUGUUUAUUUCUCCACAGCAGCCUGAGCGUAGUUUCGUCUGAUCUGUUGACGGAUAGUUUUGCACUUCCUAUGAGCAUUAGAGUCCAGAUCAGGGCGCAGCCAUGACUGAGAAAAGCUUCUGUGCGUGGAAAGCCCUGCUGUUGGGGAUGUGCGUGCUGCUGCUGGGCAGCGCCGGUUGGAUUUUCCUGCUGCUUCAACACUCGGAGCUGGUAAAGGAGCUGGCCAGGCUGCAGUCCCAAGUGCAGGAGCUGUCACGGAGCUGCAAGCUGCGAGAUGCAAUUGAAACUGGAGAGCUGGGAGAACUUAAGAAGCUCCACCGCAGCAGGAGGGAUCAGGCGGAUGAAGACCAGGACAUGCUGAUGCUGAUGACAUACUCCAUGAUCCCAACGAAGGCCCUCGUAGAUCUGUGCAACAACUCCAAAGGACUUUGCAUAACAGGUCCAGCUGGGCCUCCUGGAAGACGCGGCCCACCUGGACCGAGGGGUGAAGUUGGCCCAAUGGGCAGAAGAGGGAAAAAAGGUCCCCCUGGUGAACCGUGCCGGGCCUGCUGUGUCACUGAAGUGAAAAACCAGACCAACAGGCAGAGAAUUCAUCAGAACAACUUCUCCAUGGGAACGCCACCAGCUGACGACUCCAGAUCCACUUUAAACGUUACCGAUGGUAACAAGCUUCUGGACACAAAUACAACAGCUGAGCCCGUAUCUUUGCGUCCAAACUUCAGUCGUGUCUCACUGAUCGACACCACAGGAGAGAAUUUCACACAAGCUCCUCAUGAAUUAUCUUUGACUUAUUCUCCCACAAUGCAACCAACUGUGGACUCAAGGGACAGCAGUGGUGUCUUUGGUGAAGACGGAACCGCAACGAACAGCACUUCAACCACAGAGAUGGUUUCUCCUCAUCCAGACAUCAGAUAUGAAACCUGGAGUGAAAGAAGUUCAGAAGAUAGAACUGAACCAUCAGCUCCAGUGUUAACAGCGCCGCCAGCACUAAAUAUAACAGAGGAAACCCUCAACACGACCGCCUUUGAGAACCUUCAACUCUCAGAUUUUGAUAAUGACUUGCAUGAACCUCAACCAACUGAAAACACAACAAAUGUUGAGAAUUUCCCCGACUCAGAGAGGAAUCCAGACCCAAACCUCAAAUCUGGGAAACCGCCCUUUUACCAAAACACCACCUUACAUGACUCAUCCAGGAAUGUGACAGAAGGACCGUUUCAUUUAUUACAUUUAGAUUCAAAGGACUCAAACCAAAGCGGCGACUCUAUAAACAGUAGUGGAGCUGCUGAUAAAGCAAACAUGGAAAGUGAGUGGUCCACAUUACAUUUAGCUGAGAACACUACCGAUGAUUUUAAUGUUACGGACUCCAACAAUCUUUUGACUGCAACCACAAAACCUGAUCAAGUGAUAUUUUACCAAGGAGAAAACUAUGAGUCCUUGAACGUUUCUGGUGUAGAACAUGCUACAGAGGUUCCUGCAAAUAUGCUAACAGAGUCUCUUGACGAAGACCAAAGGACUGAUCAUUCACAUGGCAGCAACUUCAACACAACAACGACCGACAAAAGGCAGACAAACAGACAAGUGGAAACGGCUUCAGUUUUGUUUCAAGACAACAACUACUUCAAUCAGACCUUCAGUGACAUCCAAGAAAAGAGUUCAACAGAUUCACCAACAACUUUUCCGACAAAUGUGGAUCAAAGGAAAGAUGCAUUAAAUGACAGCGGAGACAUUGAAGACAAACCAGUACAAACCAACUCCUCACAUCAUCUCCUGACUUACAGCAAGACAGGAGAUACCAACAUUGAAAAAUGGCCAAAAACAGAAUGUAAAAUUAAAACUAUCAAAUGUUCCGAGCGGUCCAUCAAAAUGGAAGGCACAUAUGGAGCGUGGAUGUUUGAUGCAUCGCGGCGGGAUCAUCAGGGGCCGUUCUGGGUGGCCGAGCAUUUUUCAGGUCCGAGAUUACUGGAGUUCCAAAACAUUUCCUCCUUUCAUGAUGCAGACAACAGAACGAUACAAGUUUGGAAGUUCUACCAGGGCUGUGGUCAUGUUAUUUAUGAGGGUGCAUUUUAUUAUCAAAUUGGAGGAACUAAUAAACUUGUAAAGUUUGAUUUAAACACAUACAGAACAGCCACUCUGACCAUCGAACACAGCAGAUAUAACAGCCUGGCUUACCUCUUCAAAAACUCAAAGACGUAUUUCAAGUUUGCUGUGGAUGAAAAUGGAUUGUGGGUCAUCUUUGCCUCCGACGCAGAUGACAACAUGAUGGUGGCAAAGCUCAAGUCGGAUUCAUUCUCAGUGGAGCGCAUCAUUAACACCUCCUACCCUACAGCCAAAGCAGGAAAUGCGUUCAUCGUCUGUGGGGUUCUGUAUUUUACUGAUGACAAUGACAAACAAGUGACUUACGCUUUUGAUUUGAAGACAGAGGCUUCACCGAGUAUACAUUUGGACUUAAGGCCAGGUCAUGGUACCUUAGCGAUGCUGUCCUACUAUCCCAAGAAAAGUCUUUUGUACUUGUGGGACAACAAAGGUAUAACAACCUGUCGAGUUAAAUUCAAACAGAACUAGAAAAAUAUUGACUGACAAACCAUAAAGAUUUCCAGAAAAGUGUGGCAUCUUGUAAAAAAUCAACUUUGUAAAAAAAAAACAACAAAAAAAAAACACUGGAGACGGUUGUAAGUAACUUUUUUUGUGUGUAUAUGACAUAUCUGACCUAAAGUUAUUGAACAUUUUUUCUGAUAUAAACCUUAUCAAAACCAGAACAUCAUAUAAGUUGCAAAGCAUGACCUGAUCUACUAUUGAUUGUUAGAAACAUCUCUUCACAGCAUUGCUCAAUCUGCAAAGGUGUGCUUUCGGUCUGAACAAAAGAUGGGCUAUUUAUAUAAAGAUUUGCAAUAACAUUAUCAAUAAACAAGUACCUUUUGGAUACAUGAUGUAUGCAAACAAGAACAUUAAAAUAAUUUUUGCACUU
This is a messenger RNA of Oryzias melastigma (Indian medaka), 3086 nucleotides long. RefSeq lists its product as uncharacterized. The coding region runs from base 224 to 2683 and encodes 819 amino acids. The transcript has 22 exons. NCBI's taxonomy places the organism in Eukaryota, Metazoa, Chordata, Actinopteri, Beloniformes, Adrianichthyidae. The record is from RefSeq and is a predicted model, not a curated record. Gene Ontology annotation, biological process: signal transduction. Gene Ontology annotation, cellular component: cell surface.